This is a messenger RNA of Eruca vesicaria subsp. sativa (arugula), 1305 nucleotides long. The record is from the annotation of a GenBank genome assembly. NCBI's taxonomy places the organism in Eukaryota, Viridiplantae, Streptophyta, Magnoliopsida, Brassicales, Brassicaceae.
CAAUAUCAAAGUUAUCUUGAAAAACUUCAAUCCGUACUCUUUCCUCCCAAUAACCUCACCGGUUUUCACUCCAGCUUCCAUCGAUUGUGUGAUGUCUUCCGAACUUAAGGCACAGAAGAAGCAACUCCCUGAGCAGCCGCCGCCAUCUCCCAUCUCCUCACUCCCCGAAGAAAUCUUCAUCGAUAUCAUCGCACGUGUCCCAAGAAUCCACCACCAGACUCUCUCCCAAGUCUCCAGGCGUCUCCGCUCACUCAUCUCCUCACCGGAGCUUUACGCAAGACGAUCCAUCCUAAAACGUGCAGAGCAAUGCAUCUACGUGGCAGUCUCCAAAGACAAUACCUCUUACAUCCACUGGUUCACUCUUUGCAACAUGAAACGAGUCUCUGGAACUGAUGAUCAUCGGUUGGUUCACAUCUCCUCUCUCCCUCCUAUGCCUCUACACGGAAGCUACGUCUCCUUCGGCUCCAACAUCUUCGCGAUGAGCGGAUUCCAUGUAUCACUCAUCGAUUGUCGAUCUCACACGGCUCAGCCUCUCGCUGACAUGCCAAACGCGGUGGCUGGCGCGGUGGCACAAGUUAUUAACGGGAAGGUUUAUGUGAUUGGAGGAGCGAGAGAUAUGAUGGUGUUUGACAUUAAGACUAAGGUUUGGGAGGUUAAGACGAGGCAAGAUUGGGAGAAAGGGAAAAAAUGGUUGACUAGUGUGGCUUUUGGAGGUAAGAUUUUCAUGAGGACUUGCUAUGAUAGCUUUGUGUAUGAUCCGAGGGGAGAUAGUUUGGAGAGAGACGAGGUUUUGCAUUCUAGGGAGUGGUUUAGUUCGUGUGUGGUGGAAGAUGUGUUGUAUUAUUAUGAUGCUUGUGGGAAGUGUUUGAGAGGUUAUGAUCCGAAGGUGAGGUCUUGGGGUGUGGUGAGAGGUUUGGAAAGAUUGUUGCCUGAGGGUUGUUUGCGGGCGAAAACGGUGAGUUAUGGCUGUGGUGGGAGAAUGGUUUUGUUUUUGCAGAGGGAAGAGAGUAUUUGGUGUGCUGAGAUUGUGGUGGAGAGACGUCAAGGAGGUGAGAUUUGGGGUGAUGUUGUGUGGUGUGAGGUUGUGCUUGGUGGUAACUUUCACAUUAUGGAUUGUGUACCAGCGGUUUUGCUCUGAUUAAUACAAAUGAGGUAGAUAGUUAGUAUAGUGCUUACUAGUUUUGUAUGAUUGUUUGCUUGAAAACCAAAACCUCCCUUGGGAUGUGUUUCUCAGACACAAAGGUUGUGAUCCUGUGUGUUUGUGGACUAAUUUUAUUCUGUAUUGAAAGUGUAGGCAUACUUUUU